AUGCAUAGAGGAAAAGUGGCACACGCUCUCCUACCACAGAUCGCAAAGGAGCACGAGGCAGACAUGAUUAUUAUUAGUGAACAGUACACAAAAAUGAGAAAUGGGCUAUGGCUUGAAGAUGAUUCAGAAACCGCCGCAAUAUGGAUCCCCUGUCCCGGACAGGCACAUAUAGAAAACAGCGGAAAGAGAAAUGGUUUUGUCUGGCUACAGAUUGGAAACCUCACGUUAGUAAGCUGCUAUCUAACUCCAAGUGAUAGUAUUGCCUCCUUCCAAGGGAAACUCGACAGGAUCGAAGACUUUGUAAGAUUUAAAGGUGGUGAUCUUAUAGUAGCAGGCGAUUUUAACUCCCGCGCAAUCGAAUGGGGAAUGAAGACUACUGAUUCGAGGGGUAGAAGGAUAUUGCAUAUGAUUGCAAGAGCUGGACUGGCGACUGCUAACAUUGGUACUGCUGCAACUUUCAGGCGUCCUGGAUGUGAAGGCACUAUUCCAGAUGUAACCUUUGUCUCCGAGAGAAUGGCCCACAAAGUUAAAGAAUGGAGAGUACUAGAAAUAUACACAGCCAGCGAUCAUCAGUAUAUAUCGUUCUGCCUAAGAGCUAACGAAGACACUCCAGCAAGGAAGCCUGGAGGGACCACCCAAAGAUGGCACGUCAACAAGCUUGACACGGCGAUACUCCUUCACGAGAUCGACAUACACGCUGGAGAACACACAAAUGAAAUGGACGCAAGAUCUGCAGUGAAACACACCAUGUCUGCAAUUGCGAGAUGUUGCAAUAAGGCAAUGCCCAAAAGAAAUAAGGCCCCUAAAUGGAAACCAGUAUACUGGUGGAACGCCUCGAUCGAAGAAUCUAGACGAAACUGCAUCAAAUCGAGAAGAAGGUACACCAGAGCCAGACGCAGAGGUGACGCAGAAUUGGAACAAAAUGCAUAUAAAGAUGCCAAAAAACAGCUGCAUAACUGCAUACACAAAAGUAAGAAAGAUAAAUGGGAGGAGCUGAGAACCGAUAUUAACAAGAAUCCAUGGGGUCUCGGAUAUAAAAUCGUGAUGAAGAAACUGGGAAUGAGGAAUGCAGUGGAAAAUAUGGAUGAGGUCACAAUGCAAAACAUCGUGAACACUUUAUUCCCAAAGCAUGACAUUAGAAUGGACGGCACGGAAACAGAAUCUAGUAUUGAUAUACCCCUGUUCACCAUGUGUAUGUGUAUGUUGGAUACUGCAGGCAAACUGCUUGAGCGACUCAUCAAACCUAGGCUUGACGAAGCCAUCAAAGCUGCUGGAGGUCUUUCGAGAAGGCAAUAUGGAUUCCGACCUGGAAAAUCCACAAUAUGA
Calliphora vicina (urban bluebottle blowfly) is the source of this 1326-nucleotide messenger RNA. RefSeq lists its product as uncharacterized. Bases 1 to 1326 code for a protein of 441 amino acids. Lineage: Eukaryota; Metazoa; Arthropoda; Insecta; Diptera; Calliphoridae. Gene Ontology annotation, molecular function: catalytic activity. The transcript has a single exon. The record is from RefSeq and is a predicted model, not a curated record.